AGACACAGUGAGCGCUGGAGAAAGCGAGAGCAAGAGACGGAACGGCGGGCUCAGUAGCUGUCUUUGAAUACAACCACGGGGUUCCCAACCUUUCUUCCCUUAUUUCCCCCUCACUUUCCGUUUAAAACAGUUAUUUCCCUUGUUAUAAAUAUAGUUUUGAGUUUUUCUUUAGUGUUUCCUUCAUUUGGAGGCUUCUGAAUGACAGUUGUGAUUUGUAUCGUUUUUGGACAUUGUUUGUGGUGACCCAUUGGAUUGUCGAACAGCCGAGGAAGUCUGCAUAAUUGGAUGAGCUGCUUCGAUAAAAGCCAGAAAUGGAGUUGCUGUUGAUCUGCCUUUCCCUCUGGAUAUUGCAAUGCAAUUCUGCCGGAGCGGACUCCAUCAUUCAUAUUGGUGCCAUAUUUGAGGAAAACGCUGGAAGGGAUGACGAAAUUUUCCAACUUGCCAUUUCUGACCUAAGUCUCAACGACGACAUUCUACAAAGUGAAAAAAUCACCCACUCUGUAAAAUCUAUUGAGGCUAACAACCCAUUUCAAGCAGUGCAGGAAGCCUGUGAGCUGAUGAACCAGGGCAUACUGGCACUGGUAACAUCUACAGGCUGUGCAUCCGCCAACGCCCUCCAGUCCUUGACCGACGCCAUGCACAUACCCCACCUGUUUAUUCAGAGAAACGGCCAGGGCACGCCUCGCACCGCCUGCCACCUCAACCCAAGUCCUGACGGGGAGAGCUACACCCUGGCCGCCCGCCCGCCUGUACGCCUCAACGACGUCAUGCUCACUCUGGUCACUGAGCUGCGUUGGCAGAAGUUCAUCAUCUUCUAUGAUGCUGACUAUGACAUCCGUGGACUGCAGACAUUCCUGGACCAGGCGUCUCGGCAGGGUCUGGACGUGUCUCUGCAGAGGGUGGACCGCAAUGUGAGCAGGGUGUUCACCAACCUGUUCAGCACCAUGCGGACUGAGGAGCUCAACCGCUACCGGGACACGCUGCGGCGGGCCGUGCUUCUCAUGAGCCCCAGAGGAGCACAGGUGUUCAUCCACCAGGCUGUGGAAACCAACCUGGCAUCAAAGGACAGCCACUGGGUUUAUGCCAACGAGGAGGUGAGUGACACAGAAAUCAUGGAGCUGGUCCACAGUUCAUUGGGCCGGAUGACUGUCAUACGUCAGAUCUUCCCUCUGUGGAGAGACACCAACAUCCGCUGCAUGAGGAACAACCACCGCAUCUCCUCCCUGCUCUGUGACCCCCAGGAGGGCUACCUGCAGUCCCUGGAGGUCUCCAGCUUGUACCUGUAUGACAGUGUGCUGAUGUUGGCCAAUGCCUUCUACAGUAAGCUGGAGGACAGGAAGUGGCAUAGCAUGGCCAGUCUGAACUGCAUGAGGAAGUCCACCAAGCCUUGGAAUGGAGGCUGGUCUAUGCUGGACACCAUCCAGAAGAGACGGAUCACCGGGCUCACAGGAAUGAUGGACUUCCGUGCAGGAGGUUCCAACUCCCACGUCCAGUUUGAGAUCCUGGGGACCAGCUACAGUGAGACGUUUGGUAAAGAUGUCAAACGGUUGGCAACUUGGGACUCAACUCGUGGGCUGAACGGUAGUCUAAAGGAGAGUCGUAUAGAAAACGGCAUGCAAGGAGUGACGGUCAAAGUGGUAACAUUACUGGAGGAUCCCUUUGUGAUGGUAGCUGAGAACAUCCUUGGCCAACCUAAACGCUACAAAGGCUUCUCCAUCGAUGUUCUGGAUUCUCUGGCCAAGAUUCUGGGCUUCAAGUAUGAGAUCUACCAGGUGGCUGAUGGGAAGUAUGGCUCUCCUACCUCAAAUGGCUCCUGGAACGGCAUGAUCGGAGAUCUCAUCAGUAAGCGAGCAGACUUGGCAGUAUCAGCCAUCACCAUAACUCCAGAGAGGGAGAGCGUGGUGGACUUUAGCAAGCGCUACCUGGACUACUCCGUGGGGAUUCUGAUGAGGAAGUCAGAGGAGAAGAUCAAUAUUUUCUCUCUCCUGGCGCCCUUUGACCUGGCUGUGUGGGCGUGCAUCGCAGCCGCCAUCCCCGUGGUUGGGGUCAUGAUCUUCAUCCUGAGGCGCGUCCAGUCAGUCCGCUCCCAGAAUCCCCCAGGGGGACACCAGGCCACCUCUGUGUCCACCUCCCUCCAGAGCGCCAUCUGGAUUGUCUACGGAGCCUUUGUACAGCAAGGGGGAGAUUCCAUCCUGGGUUCUGUGGCGUUGCGUAUCGUCAUGGGCAGUUGGUGGCUCUUCACACUCAUUGUGUGUUCCUCCUACACGGCCAAUCUGGCAGCCUACCUCACUGUGUCCCGAAUGGACAACGCUGUACGGACGUUCCAGGACUUGUCCAAGCAGAUGGACCUAGCCUACGGAACAGUGAGAGACUCAGCCGUAUACGAGUACUUCAGAGCCAAAGGCACCAACGCUCUGGAGCAGGACAGCACCUUCGCUGAGCUCUGGAGAACCAUCAACAAGAACAACGGACAUGAACACUCAGUCUCCAGCCCCUCUGAAGGCAUCCGCAAGGCGAAGAGAGAUUCCUUUGCCUUCCUGUGGGACAUGGCUGUGGUAGAGUAUGCUGCUCUGACAGAUGAUGACUGCACCCUGACGGUGACCGGCAACAGUAUGAGCAGUAAGGGCUAUGGCCUGGCCCUGCAGCAUGGCAGCCCCUACAGAGACCUCUUCUCCCAGAAGAUCCUGGAACUGCAGGAGAAAGGGGACCUGGACAUCCUGAAGCAGAAAUGGUGGCCCAGGAAGGGCCGCUGCGACCUGGACAGCCACUCAGAGGCCCAGCCAGAGGGCAGGGCUCUGAGGCUCCACAGCUUCGCUGGGGUGUUCUGCAUCCUGGCAGCAGGGCUACUGCUGGCCUGCCUGGUGGCCGCACUGGAGACCUGGUGGAGCAGCAACCACUGCCGGCGAGAGCAGCCCAAAGAGGACAAAGAGGUGAAUCUAGAGCAGGUCCACCAGCGUUUGAACAGCCUCCUAGACGAGGACAUGGCACACAAGCAGCUGGCGGGCCAAUCUAUCGAGAUCUCUGCCCUGGACAUCGGCAGCAUGCAGCCCAGCCAGUCCCUGGAAGGCCUGCCUUCACGGGACCACUACCCAGGCCACCACAGGGGGUCGCUCUCUGUGACCACCUUCCUCCAGGAGGGACAUGGGGCAGGAAGGACACUCGGCAGGGGCACUGGCAGAACCCUCCCCCUACCCCUCAGCAGCGCCACCAUGCCCUCUAUCCGCUGCAAACACAGGGCGCCCAACGGGGGGCUCUUCCGACAGAGCCCCGUCAAGACGCCAAUGUCAUACCAGUCAGUGCCCGGAGGACCCAUUCCAGAAGCCAUUGAUGGAAACCACGGGACUUCCAUCUGAGCACUCAGCCUCAGCCCAAUCACAGACACUUAAACCCCAUUCAUAUCUGGUUCUAACAUGCAUUCUUUGUUCUGAUGCUGUCCACAUUCUGAUUGUGACAUUUUUAGACAGGUGUAGACGAUUAAAAGACAAAUUGUGAUCUGAUCGUGAUCUGGAUAUCUUACAAAUGUAAACAGAUCUGGACAGUGUCUUAGAAUUAAAAAUAUAUAUAUUUUGAAAGAAUAUCUGUCAUAUAAUUUGCUUACAUGGAGGGUCCAGCAAGUCUGGUCACAAUGCAGACACAGUGAUAGAUAAGAGACACAUUAAAACACCAUGUGUAGAUGCAUGUCUGAAAAUGUGGGUCCAAUCAGAAUGUGGACAAGAUCAGGACACAGGACGCAUGUUAAAACCAGGUAUUAAUGGGGCUUCAGGCUCGGCUGUGGUGAGCUAUACAGAGUGAAUGGUGAGAGGGAAUGUAAAUAUGGAUGGCAAGAAAAUGUUUUUUUACCGCUGAAGAAAUAUGUAGGAAAACAACUUGUGGAAAAUGACUUUCAUGUACAUAUUUGUAAUUAUGGACAUCAAGAGUUGAGGUAAAAAUAAAAAAUAAAGUGUAUUUUGAAUAUUCUCAAUUUUUUAAGUUGAGUUUAAAAAACAGAUACAAAAGUAUUAAAACAUGACUGUUUGAAUGGAUUUGUAAAUUUUGUUCUAAAUUAAUAAAGGUGAUAAUUCCUUGUGGUUGUUUUCUAAGUGCCAAGUUCAAAGAUGUUUUCUUUCGAAUGAACAUUAUAUGAAUGUAUCCAAUUUAUGAAAAGACACUAACUUCACACUUCAAAGACAGUGGAAAGAGUUGAUUUGUUUAGUAUGAAAACAAUAAAAAAACAUGAUAAAGUUCAAA
Molecule: messenger RNA, 4227 nt
Organism: Oncorhynchus kisutch (coho salmon)
Lineage: Eukaryota; Metazoa; Chordata; Actinopteri; Salmoniformes; Salmonidae
Product: glutamate receptor ionotropic, delta-1
Exons: 16
Coding region: 312-3353 (1013 amino acids)
Biological process (GO): monoatomic ion transport
Cellular component (GO): membrane
Molecular function (GO): ligand-gated monoatomic ion channel activity; signaling receptor activity
Source: RefSeq, a predicted model, not a curated record